AUGGCAAAUGAAGUGGACUUCAAGGUGUCAGCUAAUUGCUGCGAAGGAUGCAAGAGGAAAGUCAAGAAGGCUUUAAGAAACCUUGAAGGUGUUUUGAGCAUAGACAUAGACCCCAUGGAGCCCAAAAUAACAGUAUUAGGAAACGUGAAUCCACACAUUUUGAUUAAAAAGCUUCACAAGGUCGGAAAGCGAGCCGUACUGUGGAGCUAUGAGGAAGUUGAAGAAGAAACAACAAAACAGGACACAAUGUGGGAACAAGAGAAACAGCCUCAUCCAUGUGACAUUAAAAUUGAGAAAACUAAGGAUGUCACAAGAAAGAAAAAAACUUCAAAAGAAGACAAGAAGAUGAGUUACAAUUCUUGUAGUACUCAAGAAAUGAAGAAAGAAGAACAUUAUGUGCCUCAUCAAGAAGGGAAUUUCAUGGUUCAUGGUCAUCCUAGCAUGAUGAACCCAUAUUAUAGUAACAGCAUCAAAACUCAUCCUCAGUGUUGUUACAUUGCUCAGCCUUGUGCAGUUGCAGUACCCUAUUAUGCAAUUCCUUCUUCAUAUUCAGCUCCUCCUCAAGCUUGUGUUGAAGACCACAUUCCAAGAUUUUUUCAGCCUCCAUUCUUGAGACCAACAGAGCGAGUAGGGGACUAUUUCAGUGAUGAAAACACCAUGGGAUGCCUUGUCAUGUGA
Glycine soja is the source of this 678-nucleotide messenger RNA. Its product is annotated as heavy metal-associated isoprenylated plant protein 29-like. The transcript has 3 exons. The record is from RefSeq and is a predicted model, not a curated record. NCBI's taxonomy places the organism in Eukaryota, Viridiplantae, Streptophyta, Magnoliopsida, Fabales, Fabaceae. Gene Ontology annotation, molecular function: metal ion binding. Bases 1 to 678 code for a protein of 225 amino acids.